ACUGUGCGUCGGUUAGACGAGAACGUGUGUAUCGUUGUUCACAGGAGCCAAAGUAAUAAAUUAAUAUAAACCUAAAUUUAGACCAAAUCAAGAGCGAGUUGCACCGUUGAGGCGAUAUGGAUGACGAAGAGGAAACAUACAGACUGUGGAAGAUUCGCAAAACCAUCAUGCAGCUGUGCCAUGACAGAGGCUACCUGGUGACACAGGACGAGUUGGACCAGACACUGGAGGAGUUCAAGAGUCAGUUUGGAGACAAACCCAGCGAGGGUCGCCCCAGGAGAACAGACCUCACUGUGCUGGUGGCGCACAACGAUGACCCCACAGACCAAAUGUUUGUUUUCUUUCCUGAGGAGCCCAAGGUAGGAAUCAAGACGAUUAAGAUGUACUGUCAGAGGAUGCAGGAAGAGAACAUCACACGAGCCAUCAUUGUUGUUCAGAUGGGCAUGACACCGUCAGCCAAACAGUCUCUAGUUGACAUGGCACCCAAAUACAUAUUGGAACAGUUUCUACAGCAGGAGCUGCUUAUUAACAUCACAGAGCACGAGCUUGUUCCAGAGCACAUUGUUAUGACAAAGGAGGAGGUGACUGAACUUCUGGCAAGAUAUAAAUUAAAGGAAAGUCAGUUGCCGAGGAUCCAGGCCGGGGACCCUGUGGCUCGCUACUUUGGUUUGAAAAGAGGACAGGUUGUAAAGAUCAUCAGACCUAGUGAAACAGCGGGGAGGUACAUCACAUACAGGCUGGUGCAGUGACAGACAGGAGCCCCAGCGAAGGAAACUGAAGACGUUACAUCUUUCAUCACUCAUCCAUGGAUUCUACUUCUGCUUUUUACCUAUGUUGUUUAAAUUGUUUCUCUUGUAAUUACUAAUUCUGUAAAAUAAACAAUCUAAAAUGUAA
This is a messenger RNA of Chelmon rostratus (copperband butterflyfish), 894 nucleotides long. It is a transcript of the gene polr2eb, whose product is annotated as RNA polymerase II, I and III subunit E, b. Bases 117 to 749 code for a protein of 210 amino acids. The record is from RefSeq and is a predicted model, not a curated record. Gene Ontology annotation, biological process: DNA-templated transcription. Gene Ontology annotation, cellular component: RNA polymerase II, core complex; RNA polymerase I complex; RNA polymerase III complex. The transcript has 8 exons. Gene Ontology annotation, molecular function: DNA binding; DNA-directed RNA polymerase activity. Lineage: Eukaryota; Metazoa; Chordata; Actinopteri; Chaetodontiformes; Chaetodontidae.